AUGGAUCGUUUUAAUAGACUAACUGGUGUGGUGUGUCGUUUGCGGUUAGAAUUCAGGCACUGGGAGGGGAUGUGGUCUAGGGUUUCACGAUAUGCGAGUUACGCUAGUGUGUUGGAUGAUGCAGUUUUGUUGGAAAUUGUUAAGGAAGCUCAGUUUUCCUUUGUGCAUAAGACGAGUGAGGAAUUGGAUGACCUUAUAGAGAAUGACGAGGAUAGUAUGCUAGAAGAGUCUCAUUUUAGAAAGCGUCUUGGUACAAAGACCGUAGUUAUUGCGGUCAUAAAUUUCAUCGAAUUUAAAAACCUGGUUACUUACAUUGUGAUAAUGUUUGAGCGAGCGGUCCGAGAAAAGCUGGAGAAAUUAAGGGAUUUGGUACAGAACGUUGAAAAUGGUAGUCAGAACCGCGAUGGUUGGCGUCCAAUCGGCGAGCCCAAAAUUGAUUCCUUCGGAUACAUUCGUAGAUCAUUAUUGGCCUACGAGAAACGCUUGUUGGAUAAGAGAGCUCGGCUUAACAAGGGUUUAGAAGUACUACAUUUGCCUUUUUUUCCUCCAAAUAAUGAUUUAAGGAUAGCGUUGGCUUUAAAUUUAAUUAUUUUAAUUGUAUCCACCAUCUGGAUGGAGUUUCAGGAAAGAAGUGGAAAGUUAAGAAUGUUGCGGACAAAGGUCGAAGAAAGUGCUUUAGUCGAAGAUAUCUUAAAAAGUACUAUGCCGGAGAUAUAA
Enterobius vermicularis (human pinworm) is the source of this 717-nucleotide messenger RNA. Lineage: Eukaryota; Metazoa; Nematoda; Chromadorea; Rhabditida; Oxyuridae. The record is from the annotation of a GenBank genome assembly.